CCUUGUCCUGCAGUUAUGUGCAAUGAGAAUCCCCAAAUCAGAAAGCGCAUUCGGCCAAACAGCGAUACCAACUAAUUUCGGUCAGAACUGGCUGCCCACGCCGACCGGAGCUGCGGGAGAGUAAGAGCACGCACAGUCUGCUUGCCGUCUAUAAAGUACCAGCUAUAAUUCGGCUCUCCCCACGAUUUCGAUUCUUUGAAUCCAGGGUUCUGGGGAGGUUUUCAAUUUGUCGUUAUAUUAAUUGAUUAUUCACCAAGUAUUUAUUUAUAAGUUCCGCUGAUCUACAAUUCUGCUGAGUUUCGUUUGCUGGGCUCGUUUGGAUUGAUUCCAUUUGUAGGAUAUAUCUGUCCUCCGCUUAAACCCUAGAGAAUCCGAGUGUUGUUGAAUAUGAGCGAUGGUGACGGGAAGGAUACUGUGAAGUUCUUGAGUGAGAAAGAAAAUCUGCUGUCGAAGAGAAAGAAGAAGAGGUUGGGAACUGACGAAUUCGCCCAGGCCAUUGCCAGAAUUGCGGUGGCACAGGUUUGCGAGAGUUUAGGGUUUCAGAGCUUUCAGCAGUCUGCAUUGGAUACUCUUGCUGAUGUUGGGGUCAGGUACAUUAGAGAACUAGGGAAAACUGCUCUUGCUUUUGCCAAUUUAGCAAAUAGGAGCCAGUGUAAUGUGUUUGAUGUGAUUCAAGGAUUGGAGGAUUUGGGCUCGGUUCAGGGCUUUUCAGGUGCUUCAGAUGUUAACCAUCCACUUUCAGGAUCAGGAGUAGUUAGGGAUAUAAUUCGUUAUGUUUGCCAAGCAGAGGAAAUCCCAUUUGCAUAUUUGCUACCUGUUUUUCCUGUUGUUAAAGAAAGGACAUUGAACCCCAGUUUUGCACAGGCAGAGGAAAAUCCACCUGAUGAGCAUAUACCUAGUUGGUUGCCCAAGUUUCCAGAUCCUGAGACUUACGUCGACUUAAGUUCAGGGAACGAGAAAGACACGGAGAAAGAGGUGGUGAACAAGAAUCAGCAGGUUGAAGAACAGCAUAUAAAGGUAGAGAGGCCCUUGCUGAAUUUGCAGCAGAAAUUAAUUUGUAAUGGGUCUGAAGCAGGAAUAGCAGUUGAACAAGUUGAUGCUGCAAAGGCACAACGAGCAGCAGAAAGCAACCCAUUUCUUGCUCCCCCUAUUCAAUUUGGGGAAAAGGAGGUCUCGGUGCCUGCUCUUCCAGCUAAACUUUCAGAUGACACUUUGGGGUAUCAUCAAAGUUGUGAAGUUUUGGAGAGCAAUCUGUUGGCAUUGGAGCCAUCUUUGCAAGCCAAUGAAGCUGCGGCAAGUGGUCCUUGUGAACCUCAGGACAGUAGAAAGAUUCUCUUGAACGGGAGGCCCAAUAUACAUUUUAAGUUUGGGAAUCGUAAGAAAUCCUUAGGCAUGGUGACAAGCCCUAGGAAUGAGGGCAUUGAGAAAUCUUCACUUUGGUUCGGUGAUGAUUGCGAUGAAAUAGACAAGAAGAGAAGGAGGGCCGAGAAAGUUCUUUGGGAAAAUACAGAAUAUCCGCCAGAAGCAUCUUAUUUGUAAAUUAGGCAUGUUUGUUAGAGAUUGUAUAAUUUUUUAUGGAGCUAGCACCUGAUGCUUGUUCCUGGACAGUCAUAGUUGAGGAGCUAGAAUUUUCUCUGUACGGGCAUUUUUUAGACUUCUAAACGGGCAGUGUUCCCACUUUCAUUGAGUUCUUGAGGUGCUUAGUUGUCAGUGUACCUUCAUGAACCUUUGUUAUUGAUAGGUUUUUUGUAACUGAAAUCAAAUUGCAAGUUUUAGUUACUGCUUUACUUCUUUUAUUUCUCUAGGAUGUAA
This is a messenger RNA of Sesamum indicum (sesame), 1812 nucleotides long. Its product is annotated as transcription initiation factor TFIID subunit 8. Gene Ontology annotation, molecular function: protein heterodimerization activity. Gene Ontology annotation, cellular component: transcription factor TFIID complex. The record is from RefSeq and is a predicted model, not a curated record. NCBI's taxonomy places the organism in Eukaryota, Viridiplantae, Streptophyta, Magnoliopsida, Lamiales, Pedaliaceae.